Rhopalosiphum padi (bird cherry-oat aphid) is the source of this 3056-nucleotide messenger RNA. RefSeq names its product aromatic-L-amino-acid decarboxylase-like. Lineage: Eukaryota; Metazoa; Arthropoda; Insecta; Hemiptera; Aphididae. The record is from RefSeq and is a predicted model, not a curated record. Gene Ontology annotation, biological process: catecholamine metabolic process; amino acid metabolic process. Gene Ontology annotation, molecular function: pyridoxal phosphate binding; aromatic-L-amino-acid decarboxylase activity.
AUUGAAAAAAAAUUAGAUAAAUACGAAUAUUGUUAUCGUACGGUCUUCGGGGAUUUUUUUUUUUUUUUACUUCUUGCACGCCUCGCUCAUUAUAUUUCAAUUUUUUUUUCUCGUUCCCCGCUCGAGUUACGUUUCGGCGGCGGCGGAGGUCCACGUAUAUUUUCUACUAGCUACCUAUAUAAAGACGUGCGCGUUAUCGGACGGCCGGCGUACGUUGUUUAUCGAACUCGUGUGUUCGUCGAGGCAAUAUCAUAAUAUAUUAUACGUUAUAAUAUUCACCGUUGGCGCCGUAUCUUUAUUACUGCACAAUCAUUAAGUCACAACACCGGCGCUCGCUGGUACCCAUAUAUCAACGUGUGUAGACUUCGAACGAACGAGGAAAUAAUAAGUUCAAUCGCUUAGUGAACGAAUAUCUAUACGUUUACCCACCCACAUCACGCAGACACGCCGUACGCCGUAUAUACUGCACCUGUACGGUUGAUCAAAGCGUACUUCACAUUUCCACCCAAGUAAUAAGAUUGUUUUUUCGUCGUCCAUCGUAAAAUAAACCAAAAAUGGAUUCUGAGUCGUUUAGAAUAUGCGGGAAGACCGUCAUCGACUAUAUCGCCGACUACAUGGAUAACAUCCGAGACAGGCCCGUUCUAUCUACCGUGAAACCGGGAUAUCUGUAUGAAAUGGUGCCACCUGAGGCUCCGGUCAAAGGUGAAGAUUGGAGAACGGUAAUGGCUGAUGUGGAGAACGUAAUCAUGCCUGGCGUUACACACUGGAACUCACCGCAGUUUCACGCAUUUUUUCCGACUGGAAACUCUUAUCCGGCCAUAAUCGGAGAUAUGCUGUGUAACGGGAUCGGAUCUAUAGGAUUUUCUUGGAUAACGAGCCCAGCGUGUACCGAACUGGAAGUGCAAGUUAUGAAUUGGUUUGGGAAAAUCUUAGAUUUGCCAAAACAGUUUUUAAACGAAUCCGAAGGACCCGGUGGAGGCGUACUUCAGGGCAGCGCCAGUGAAGCCACAUUUGUUUGCCUGUUGGCAGCCAAAGACCGCACGACAAAGCGGAUCAAAGCACUCGACCCGAGCAUGACUGACGGCGAGAUUAAGGCGAAAUUAGUUGCCUACACUUCCGAUCAGUCCAAUUCGAGUGUAGAGAAAGCCGGUCUGCUGGGAUCGAUGCCGAUGCGGAUGCUCAAGGCGGACAAUAGCGGCAGGAUGACCGGAGCCAUAUUGGCUGAAGCCAUGGCCGAAGACAUUGCCAAAGGGCUGAUACCGUGUUACGUGGUUGCCACAUUGGGCACUACUGGUACUUGCGCGUUCGACUGUCUGCAGGAGCUGGGCCCCAUCUGCAACGCAAACAACAUUUGGUUGCACGUCGACGCCGCUUAUGCAGGUGCCGCUUUCGUCUUACCGGAAUAUAGAUAUCUGAUGGCGGGAGUACAGUACGCUGACUCGUUCGACGUCAACUUGCAUAAAUGGCUUUUGGUGAACUUUGACUGUUCAGCUUUGUGGGUGAAGAACGCCACUCAUUUGGUGGAUGCGUUCAACGUGGACCGGGUAUACUUGAAGCACAGCUACCAGAGUCAAGAUCCCCAAGUACCAGAUUACAGACAUUGGCAAAUACCGUUGGGCCGGAGGUUCAGAUCGUUGAAAAUGUGGUUUGUGUUGAGAUUGUACGGCGUAGAGGGCCUACAAGCACAUAUUAAAAAACAGAUUCACUUGGCGGACAUGUUUGGGAAGUUAGUCAAACAGGACCCGAGGUUUGAAGUCGUCACAGUAACCAUGGGAUUGGUUUGCUUCCGAUUAAAGGGCGACAACGCCUGGACGAAAAACCUUUACGAGCGACUGAUGGCGAGCGGGCAAAUUUACUUGGUCACGGCCACCGUCCGGUCUAGGCUAGUUAUACGGUUCGUGGUGUGCAGCCGGCUGACCGAGGAGGUUGACGUACAUUUCGCGUGGAACGAGAUACGUGCGCAGGCCGACCGCGUGGAUGGCGAACGGGAAGUGACGCCUGCUAGCAUUUGCAACGGCCUGACAGGAACGUGGCCAAAGGACAAGGACUGUGAACUCACCGCCGCCACUAACAUCGUCGUCAAGUCUUUGACCCAAGGAUGAGCUACCUAUCUAUAUAUAUAUUAUUAUAGUUAUCUUUUUCACAAUUAUAUACCUUCAUUGGUGUCGUUAUUGUAAGGUUAGGACGCACGAGAGCGAUCGGCUUUUGAAAUAUGUAUAUUAUUAUUAUUAUUAAAAUUAUUUGUUAUUUUAAUUUAAUUAUUGUGUGUGGCAAUUGUAGUGUUACAACGAGAAACCAAAAAACCACGCUCCGACCGAAAGUAUAAAUUUAAAUUUUCGAUACUUUAUAAAUCAAACAGAUUUAAUAUACUGUGUGUUUAAGUGUUUUGUGUUGGUCAUAAUUAUUUUGGUUUAGUAUAAAGUAAACAAAAAAAUUUAAGAAUUACCUGUCAUGAACGAACACAAUAGAUAGAUACACCACUAUAUCGAGUGAGUGAUAUCCCUAAAAAAUGCGCACGCAAACGCUAUACUACGAAUUCCGUGUCCCUUCUCUGUGGAAUCGUAUACAAUAUGCUAUUAAAUUAAUAUGAUGUACGACAAUUUAUUUAUUUAUUUGAUCGUUUUAAUGCGUGGUGGUUUGGUUUUUUGUUUUCUAACAAAAUUAUACGUCCUUUUAAAUUUUUAGAUUUUUAUUGUUAUAUAAUAUUAUAUAAUAUAUUAUGUUUUAUGUCCAUAAUCAAAUGAAACACGAUUAUGCUUUAUAGGAUUACUGUAUUUUCAUAAUACACAAUAAAUAGUUGGUAAUUUGCUUACCUACUGUUGGGUAAUAGAAAUCGGAUUGUUACAAAUUUUAUGUAUUAAUUAUUUCAUAAUAAUUAUUGUUAUUUUCAUUUAUUUUAGCGGUUGGUGUUGUUUACGUAACUACUUGGUUUUAAUGUCUUCGAAUAUUACACAAACAUUACAAUACGUAUUUAUAAUAAAUUAUUAUUAGUCUGUAUCGAUCAAUUUAUUGAAGGCAUAAUAUUUUAAACAAUAUAUACUGCACGUUAAUUCAUA